CAGGCAAAAGGGGAUGACGCGUCUUUUACACAAUUUUCAUUAAUGACCAAAGCAGAGUCUUUGUUUUCCUCAUAAAAAAAUACCAUCGUUCUUGCAUCUUUCAAUUACAAUUAGCAAAUUUUUAGCAUCGUUAUCGCCCGAGCUAGCAUCCCCGGCUGGUAAAAAGCUGGCCAGCCUGCAUCUCAACCCUAGAUUUAAAAUCCCGCCACGAAAACAACACCAAAACAAGUCUCGAACAGUUUUUCUUUCCAGGUCUUGGACCGAAGCAACCCAUCCCACGACAUGGCUACCACCCGCAUCGCGCUGGACAGCGUACCCGCCAAUCCCCAUGAUACCACCCAUCAGUCCCGACUUCAAUCCAUUCCGGCUUCGAUUAAUCACAAUGGGCCUGCCCGAAUCGAGGACUUCUUUACCCGACUAAUUACUCACCCCGACCCUCACGACGCCCAAUUACUUUCGGGCACGCUUCGCGGCUUUCCUGUGGACGGGCGGGUCAUAACCAGCCCCACCGGGAUGGAUGUCCUGGUUCUAGACAGCGGGGCCAAGCGAGGGGUGGCUCAUUUGGGGGAUCAUGAGCCCCAAGAGCGGGUGUGGCGGGCCACACAUCGCCUGGGCGGAUUUACCCAAUGGAACUACGACCAGAUCCCCUCGUGUACAGAUAGCUUGGCCAAGGCUUUAACUUGGCUGGAAUUGGCCCAAGCAAUUCACGGCCAAGAGGGGGAUGAUGUUCCGGAUGAGGUGAUUCUCCAAGAAAAAUAAACAAACAGAACAGUACCGGGUCAAUGUACGGCAUCAACGCACCAUGGGAACAAUGAUUAUUAUUAUAAAAUUAUUAAACACUGAUAAGCUGGUUGGCUUUUUGGGUUGUUAACCAUGAGUUUCGUUGAUCGAAGAAUAAUUGGAGUACAUGCUCCUCUUGGGAUUUGCCUAAUUGAAAUUCUGUUGGGAUUCUUGGUAUCACUUGUUUCUAUUACUAUGUACUAUUUCUACCGACUGUGCCAGAUAUAGAAAACAUUCUACAAAUACAUCUGCAAUCCUACUGAUGCAAUUAAGA
Messenger RNA from Tigriopus californicus, 1054 nucleotides. RefSeq lists its product as uncharacterized. Bases 283 to 759 code for a protein of 158 amino acids. Gene Ontology annotation, biological process: RNA catabolic process. The record is from RefSeq and is a predicted model, not a curated record. The transcript has a single exon. Gene Ontology annotation, cellular component: ribonuclease H2 complex. NCBI's taxonomy places the organism in Eukaryota, Metazoa, Arthropoda, Copepoda, Harpacticoida, Harpacticidae.